CGCAUUCGUCCCGACCGCAUACGACAACCGUGUGUAGCAUAAACGCGUUCGUUCACUGGUUGGUUGAGUCACAUUUUUCAAUUGAAGUUUGGUUUUUAAGUUAUUUUCAUAUAUUUGUGAGCCGAAAUGUCUGUCCAUCAAGACAAUGAAAACAGCGCCGUGACGGUGGCUCCUCACCCCACGUGCAUGGAAUCAGUAAACAGAAUCGCAAAAUUGCCUGUAGUCGAAUCAACAAUCCAAACCGCCACUAAUAUAUACGAAAAAGUUAAGGAUUACAACAGCGUAACCAAUUGGACUUUAUCAACAGCUGAAAAUACGGUCCACAAAGCGGUCGAAAUCAGCAAGCCAAUUACCACCCCCGUAAUGAAAAAUCUAGAAGGACCGAUCAAAAAAGUAGAUGGUGUGCUUUGCACUGGUCUCGAUUAUGUCGAAAGUAAAGUCCCAGCGGUUAAAUUACCCCCCAAAGAACUGAUUCUGCAGAUCUAUAACAGUACCAAGGAAUACGUCGAUCAGCAUGUAACCCCGACUGUAGAAUCGGCUUACGCCUAUGCCGAGCCCGCAGUAAAGACUGCUAGAAAUUUGGUGGAGCCUGCUGUGGAGAAAGUGCGUAAUGUUGUGGAGCCUGUCGUAGAACCAGUCGUUGAAAAUGUCAAACAUAAAGUUGAAGAAUAUUUACAUCGCGGGAGUGAAUCUACAACGCAGGAAGAACAUAACAGCUCAACCGAUAGCGCAGACAACAGCAGAAAUUCUUAAUCCUUAUGUCAUGGUAGACCUACUUUAUUUUUUUUAUGUAUUUUGUUUUUAGUUUUACCGUCAGAAAUUCAUUGUAUAAGCAAUCUAAUUAAGACUGUCUUUGUUAUUUUAUCGUAAGUUAAUAAAUUGUAUAAUGUGAAAUAUAAAAAUUGUAGUAAAAACCUUGUUGAAA
Messenger RNA from Cylas formicarius (sweet potato weevil), 925 nucleotides. RefSeq names its product lipid storage droplets surface-binding protein 2-like. The transcript has 5 exons. Gene Ontology annotation, biological process: lipid storage; positive regulation of triglyceride storage. The record is from RefSeq and is a predicted model, not a curated record. Lineage: Eukaryota; Metazoa; Arthropoda; Insecta; Coleoptera; Brentidae. Gene Ontology annotation, cellular component: lipid droplet; cytosol. The coding region runs from base 127 to 753 and encodes 208 amino acids.